Glycine soja is the source of this 2019-nucleotide messenger RNA. RefSeq lists its product as uncharacterized. Lineage: Eukaryota; Viridiplantae; Streptophyta; Magnoliopsida; Fabales; Fabaceae. The coding region runs from base 1 to 2019 and encodes 672 amino acids. The record is from RefSeq and is a predicted model, not a curated record. The transcript has 3 exons.
AUGGCUUUAAGCUAUUUCGUAUCGGGCUUGAUACCCUCAAUUCGCCGAGAAGUUCAAGUCAUGCAACCAGCCACCAUUAGUCAAGUUGUGGCCUAUGCUAGGUUACAUGAGGAGAAGCAAAAUGAUGCGCGGAAGACGUUUCGGCCUUCAACAGGAGCAGCCCCAAGCUCCUAUCAACAACCAACACUUACACCUUCAUCCACUACUCCUUUAUUACCUACACCGACGCGGACGAACUCAUCCACAAUUCCUUUUAAACACCUCACGUCGGAGGAACUAGCUAUGCAUAGAGAAAAGGGGCUAUGCUUCCAAUGUGAUGAAAAAUAUUCACGAGGUCAUAAGUGUUCUUCCUCGUUAUUUUUGCUGAUUAUGGAAGAUAAUGAUGAGGUGCCGGAACCACACGAUCAACAGCUGGCUCUGUCGGAAAUUGUAUCGGAACCACUGCCUGCGCAGUUGAGCUUUAAUGCGUUAUCCAGACACGUGGUUCCGAAAACACUACGUAUGCAAGGGUAUAUCCACGGACAACCAGUGAGCAUAUUGAUAGAUGGUGGUAGCACGCAGAAAUUCGUGCAUCACAGGGUGGUGAUGUCGGUAGGCUUAACGACGACUGUGACUUCACCGUUAAGGGUCACGGUUGGCAACGGCGAUGAACUUCAGUGCCAACAAACGUGUCCCAAUGUCGAGGUAAUUAUUCAGCGACACCCCUUUGUCAUUGAUUUCCAUGUUUUACCUAUCUGUGGUGCUGAUCUAGUCCUGGGAGUACAAUGGUUGAAAAUGCUGGGACCAGUGUUGACGGAUUAUACCACGCUCACGAUGAAAUUCAUGGCCGCCGGCCACCUUGUGGAACUACGUGGUGAACACGAGCAGGCCCUAGAAUCUAUCUCUUCCUCUCAGCUUCGACGCAUAAUACAUACCAAUGGAACAAGUAUGAUGUUUCAUAUUCAAUUGGAACCAUGUAAACCCCCACAACCUGAGAUUACCCCGAUACUCACGAUAUUGAGGGGCUGCAACACCGGUAAACGUGAAACCAUACCGGUACCCCCAUUACCAGAAGAAGGAGAUAGAAGACCAGAUCAGUUCAAUUUUGACAAAGGAUUCAUACGACCCAGCGCUAGUCCCUUUUCAUCACCUGUGUUAUUGGUGAAGAAGAAGGACAGGUCAUGGCGGUUUUGCAUCGAUUAUAGAGCUCUCAAUGCCAUAACAGUUCGCGAUAGGUUUCCUAUACCAACUAUUGAUGAGUUGCUAGACAAACUCGGCGGGGCACGGUGGUUUUCCAAGCUAGACUUGAUGCAAGGAUACCACCAAAUUCUUAUGAAAGAAGAGGAUGUCUGCAAAACCGCAUUCAGAACACAUCAAGGGCAUUACGAGUUCAUCAUUGUCUUCUUCGAUGGUGUGUUGGUAUAUAGCAAAACAAUGGCAGAUCAUUUGGGUCAUCUCGAAAGCGCGUUCAAACUCUUGCUUUCAGGAAAGUUCUCUCUGAAAUGUACCAAAUGCACUUUUGCCCAGUCCCAAUUAGAGUACCUGGGGCAUGUCGUUUUCGGCAAUGGAGUUGAACCGGUGCCGGAAAAGUUACAUGCUAUUCAGGAGUGGCCUCUUCCUCAAUCAGUAAAAGCAUUGAGAAGCUUUCUCGGGUUGGUAGGCUUUUAUAGACGAUUUAUUAAAGGGUAUGCUAAGAUUGCGGCACCUCUCUCCCAGUUGUUGUGUAAGGGCCAGUUUCAGUGGUCAGAGGCAGCCACAAAAGCUUUCACCACUUUGAAGAAGGCGGUGUCAACGGCCCCCGUAUUAGCACUGCCUAACUUUGAUAUACCUUUUGUGGUGGAGACAGAUGCAUCGGGCACCGGCGUCGGAGCAGUCCUCUCACAGAAUGAACAUCCUAUAGCAUUCUUCAGUAAGGAAUUUUGCCCAAAGCUUCGAGGCUCCUCCACCUACAUCCGAGAACUUGCAGCCAUCACCAUGGCCGUUAAGACGUGGCGCCAUUAUUUGUUAGGUCACCCUUUCGUGAUCCUCACUGAUCACUAG